Suillus discolor is the source of this 756-nucleotide messenger RNA. RefSeq lists its product as uncharacterized. NCBI's taxonomy places the organism in Eukaryota, Fungi, Basidiomycota, Agaricomycetes, Boletales, Suillaceae. The record is from RefSeq and is a predicted model, not a curated record. The coding region runs from base 1 to 756 and encodes 251 amino acids. The transcript has 4 exons.
AUGUCCGACCAAACUCGAGCACUGUAUGAGGCUGUCACCGGCUCAUUCUCAAUCUGGGAUGCAGCCCAUAUAUUUGAAUAUGCCACCUCCAGAUUCACUGCCAUUCAUCUCGCGCAGUUGGCAGAGCCCAACCCAUCAAGUUCCUAUAAGUACUCGUUUGCUCAACACCUCGUCUGGGAGGUGGAGCAUUUUGUUAUCCCUUUUGUGAGCAUGUGCGCAGUGAUGAACAUCAAUACAAGCAUGCCUGUCUAUUUAAGUCAUGUUCUCAUACACAUCACAACCUUCCAGACAGAACACGACAACCGGAGGACACUCUUUGAGAGAUUCCGGAACUGUCCCCAUGAUGAAAGUGGAGAUGCGGCAUGCCAAUACCGGGUGGUGCCGCGCUACCAUCACUGCUGGUGGACAACCGCAUUCCACUUCCAGAAUAUACAAAUGCCUCUCCAGUUCUCGGUAGCUGAGGUGAAAGCGCUAGCAGCAGCUCACUUCAAACAGUGGGCGAGUUUGCUGAUACCGGAACUGAUUACCCACCCCCGGAAAGAUGACCCACUCCUUCAACAACUUCAUGCUCUCCGGACUGAAGUCGCCCGUCUUGGUCUCGACCUCGGUCAAAUGCUUGUUAAUGAGGUCUAUGACGCUAUGGCUGCCUCUCAUGCGGCGGUGGAAGUCUUGGCGGAAGACUAUAACAAUGGCCGGAUUGGAACAUCUCCCUGCGGAGAUCCAUUCCCUGAAAUGCCUCCCUUUAUGCGUAGAUGA